GUCACAUUAGGGCAGCACCGCACCAACUCAAUAGCAUCUCUUCCCCACGACACUGCUUUGUAACGAGUCGUUUCAGCGGUGCCGGUCGGCCCUGUAUGGCCCCAUCGAUAUCCAUGUCCGCUCUGGCUGCUGGUUUGAAGGCUGAAGAUAUUUCUCCCCGCUCGGUUCUCAUCAGCAGAGGCGAAAUGCAGACCAGCUUGAGUCCCACGGGGGAGACCGGGAAGCCAAAAGUCCCUAUUCUGCCCUUCAGCGUAGAGGCGCUGAUGGCUGACAGGAAACCCAGCAAAGAGGUGCAAUCGCCGGAUCCUGCUUCUGUAGCCGGGACGUCCCAAGUGCUGGGAAAGGGGGCGCGGAUGGGAUCUUUUGGUAGCCUGGAUACACCAGUCUCGACUUUACCUAUGAGCUCUACAUUUUCAGUGGGCGAGAUCAUGAACAUGCCCGAAGACGUGCUGAUUAAACCCGAGAGCCCGGACAGUAAAGACAGGACUUCGUGGAUACAGAGUCCACGCUUUUCUCCCACAUCUCCAAGAAGGCUGAGUCCUCCUGCCUGUCCACUGCGAAAACACAAGACGAACAGAAAGCCCCGGACCCCCUUCACCACAUCCCAGCUGCUCGCCCUAGAGAGGAAGUUCCGCCAGAAGCAGUACCUUUCUAUCGCCGAGCGCGCAGAGUUCUCCAGUUCUCUCAACCUGACGGAGACCCAGGUUAAAAUCUGGUUUCAGAACAGAAGAGCUAAGGCCAAACGCCUGCAAGAGGCAGAACUUGAAAAACUGAAAAUGGCAGCAAAGCCUAUGCUGCCUCCGGCUUUCGGGAUUUCCUUUCCUCUCGGUACGCACGUCCCCGCGUCCUAUGCAGGGUCGCAUCCGUUCCAGAGGCACUCGCUGCCGGUUUCUCCGGUUGGACUGUACGCCGCUCACGUCGGAUACAGUAUGUAUCACCUCGCUUGACAAGGACUGAGGACGAGGGCAGCGAGCAGCGGGACGCAAAAGGGGGGGUUAAGGAUGUUUUGUGAGGGCCCCUAUUGAAAGGGGACCCCUUUGGACCAGUGAGGUGACACUGCACCACAUAAAGAAGCAUCCUGGUGCCGAGGUCAGUGUCACACCUUGUCAGGUGAGG
Messenger RNA from Pelmatolapia mariae (spotted tilapia), 1116 nucleotides. RefSeq names its product homeobox protein XHOX-7.1-like. The record is from RefSeq and is a predicted model, not a curated record. NCBI's taxonomy places the organism in Eukaryota, Metazoa, Chordata, Actinopteri, Cichliformes, Cichlidae. Bases 96 to 947 code for a protein of 283 amino acids. Gene Ontology annotation, molecular function: RNA polymerase II transcription regulatory region sequence-specific DNA binding; DNA-binding transcription factor activity, RNA polymerase II-specific. Gene Ontology annotation, cellular component: nucleus. The transcript has 2 exons. Gene Ontology annotation, biological process: embryonic morphogenesis; regulation of transcription by RNA polymerase II.